Styela clava is the source of this 474-nucleotide messenger RNA. RefSeq lists its product as uncharacterized. NCBI's taxonomy places the organism in Eukaryota, Metazoa, Chordata, Ascidiacea, Stolidobranchia, Styelidae. The record is from RefSeq and is a predicted model, not a curated record.
CAAAAUUUAUGUCACCACAUAUGUUACAAUGGCGAGCGAAACGAAUGAAUUUACUGUAUUACAAAACAAAAAACCGAUUUCAUUAAAGUUUGACUUGAAAACGAUAUGCCCAAAGUUAUCAUUUGAUUGGGAUGAAAUUCGAAAGAGCACAACAUCAAGUCUUUCUUCAGAAGAUGAAGUUACAAAAAGAAAGAUUUACGCUGAUGUUUAUCAAAGAAUGACGGACCAUGACUCCGAAUCAUCUGGCGACGAAUAUGCAAAUUUUAAUGAAGUCUAUUAUGGAAGUACAUUGAAUCAAGAAAUGAUCAAGCGUAGAAUGCGCGGAAGCACAAACAGUACGGAUUCAGAAUCUUCAGUAUUCCCUACUCCAAAGAAGAGAAAAGUAGAGAGUAAUAAAAACAUAAGCAACAAACUUCCCAAUCAAGGUAUUACUAUUAUUAUUUGAACAAACAUUACGUGUAUUUAAUUGCAUUA